AUGCGUUCCAGUCCAAUCUGUCCACCAUCGAGAUCAGAAACUCCUGGUUGUACUCGUGUUCCUGUAGUUCCAGCUCGCACUCGUCUUCGUGUCCAGCUGUCGAUUUAUGUUGGCCACGUCGCUGCGAUGGCCGACAGAGUACGGCUGCAUCUUGUAAACCGUGCUUCUGCCCACGGACGACGAGUCUCUGUUGUCGAACGCGCGACUCAGCAACGAGGGAAGCUCUUCUGUCUCUUUAGGCACGGCAAGGUUGCAAUGGUCCAAAUACACAGGAACUCCAAUACAGUCGGUGAGCUCGUCGGGAGUGGAAGGCACGGGCAAUUCGAUCUGCUGCGCAAUCGACAGCGGCUGUGGCUUGAUGUUGGCGAGCAGUCCUGGCUGCAAGAAACUGAUUCGCUCCAUUGGACGUUGGUGUUUCAUGUAACUGACGAGCGAGUCGUACUCGGCGAGCGAAACUUCGGGAGGCAGUUCGUCGCGACGAACGUCGAUGCGUGUGGUGUAUUCCUGGAUGAUCGGAGGCACUUUGAAAUAUUUCAGGAAAAGAGCCUGAAAAUUGACAAUUUAAUGGUUUUGCAUUUGUACGGAUCUGCUGUUGUUAGCGGGGUGACGGGGUUGAAGCCGGCGGAGACCCCGCCUUUUGAGUAUACGUUCCGGAUCCAGUGCACAGGGUGCCGCGAAAAGCACGACAAGGACGUGAGCAUCAAUCUGUUUGAGAAGCACGAGAUCCAGGGCAGUCGCGGGGAGGCCAAUUUUGUGUUCAAGUGCAACUUUUGCGGAAAGCACUCGAACGUGGAGAUUUCGCUGCCGAAGAAGUACACGGGGAUCACACCAGAAACCCCCCGUGCGGUUUUUCUGGACAUUGAGGCACGGGGUGUGGAUUUGGUGGAGUUUGUUCCUGUUGGCCAUUUUGAGUGCCAAAGCGAGCAGGGAACCAAGUUCCAGGAGGUCGACUUGAGUGAAGGCGAGUGGUACGACUACGACGAUAACGCGGGCGAAGAGGUGAGCGUGACGGAAAUUGUUUGGGAGAUUGCCAAGAAACGAGGUCUUGGCGCUCGAGGCGGCGACUGCGCUGGCAUCGGAAAUAUCCGACUCCAGGCCCUGCGAGAUGCCAGACUCGGUGGCAUAGACGUCGACACCGGACUCGGUAGCAGAGUAUCCAUCGUCCCAGAAGGUGGACCAGUUGAUGUUGUCGGUGGAGUAGGAUCCGGUGAGGCUGACCGAGAAUUCGGAGCCGGUGUUAGUUGCAGGUCUUCGUCGUCGACGAUGGCCGUCAAGGCUUCCAACUGGGAAACAUACGAGGUGUACUGGUCUGGGUAUGCCAGGGCGUCGAUCUCGAGUGCCUGGGCGAGGUCAAUGACUGCGUCCAGUGCAGCUCCCGUGGCAGCAGGGUUUUUUUCGAAUUCUCCAAUGAGACUGGAGAUGAGGGAAGCGUCGGUGGUUUCUGCAACGGCGACGCUGGCGGCGGCUAGCAGAGAGACAAGGUUGGAGGAGAACUUCAUUUUGCAGGGUCAGGGGAGCAGGUUGUGGACGCACGGGCUCGCCGUUACCGCUCGAGCUGCUGAUGGUGGUGUUUCGGUUUCUGGACCCGAGCUCGCUCAAGAACCUCUCCCUCGUGUGCAAGACCUGGUACCGGCUGUCGAAGGACAACUCGAUGUGGAUGCAAAUUUUCAGACAGAGACUUUGGUGAAAAACUGGAAAAAGGGCAAGGGCGUGCACAACAUCUACAAUCUCGAAGAUCUGUUCUACACAACGGACAUCCAAUGCGAUUUCCACACCAGCCGGCUUCUUUCGCUCAACAAGAACACAGGAAACCUUGUCACGUGCAACCUCAACAACGGCGCGAACGUGGACACACAGCACUCGACGAUUCCAAGCGGCACCACCGCGUACGCCCUGGGCCAGCACAGCAUCGUGUUUGGCCGCUGGGACAGCAAGGUUUACGGGUCGCUGGUGAACCACAAGAACAUCCUGCUGCCGGGCGUGAAGGAGUACCGUGGCACGGGCCAUCGUGGGAUGGUCACGAGCGUUCAUGUGAACGUUUCCGAGCUUGGCAAGGAGGGCAAGAUCGGGGCUCUUACUGGAGACGAGAACGGCAACCUUGUGGGCUGGGACGUGAAGAAAGGCGUUCAGACGGCGGUUUGUCAUGUUUGCGACGGGUCGAUUGCCAAGAUCAAGUCGAAUUACAAAGACGUGGUGGUUGUUCUGGACGGUGACGGAGCAAUCUACAUCAUCCGCAAUCUGUUUAGUGUCUUCGAAAGCACGCCGCAGGUCGACAAGCUGGACGUUUCGCUGGACCUGGACCCGAACCACCUGGUGUCGCUGAAAGUGUACGUGGACUACGGCGACUGCAACGUGAUUCUGAUUGACGAGAACCGGCUGGAGAUCGUUUCGUACCGCGACCGGCUCGUUCGCCGACUGUCCACGGUGGAGCCGAUCUACCGCGCGAGCCUCGAGCAGAACUCCGUCGCGACGACGAAACGCGACGUCGACCUGGUCGGGUCGGACCCGCUGCUGCUCGCGCUGCUGCUGCGGUCGGGCAAAGUGCUCGUGGUGAACGUGCGCUCGUACGAGUACGAGAUCCGGCCGCUGCUGGAGUUUGUGCCGAAACUCGCGUUCGAGGACGACGACUACCAGCGCGUGGUGCACACCAACGCCAACUUCGACCUGCCCGCGCUGUCGGAGGUCGCGGUCAACUCGCUCGUGCUGGCCGUCGGCUCGUACAACGGCAAGGUGGAGCUCUACGACGUGAACACGGGCGAGUUUUUCCGCAAGAUCGCCGUGAAACCCAACACGAAACUGCUCCAGCUCAUGGGCAACCAGCUGCUGGGCAUCUUCAACAUCACGCUCCACCAGAACCUUUCUGCCGGGAUCAUCUCGUACGGGUCUGUGGUGCACUUCUUCAAAUUUGGCGACUUCUACAAAGACCUUGAGUCCAAGCGCAAGAAAAAGAACUUCAAGGAACGCAAGUACAGCAACAACCAUCUCAAGGAGGCCAUCAAGGACUACGAGUUCGACCAGGACGAGCACGUCGAAACACUCUCGCGGAUCGACAAGUACAACGGCAGCCAGCUCGAGGACUCUGACGAAGAGCUCCAAAUGGCUCUCGCGCUCAGCAUGUCGCUCAACAACAGCACCGCCAACGUCGACUCCGAGGACGAAGAACUACAACGGGCCAUAGAACUGUCCAAACAACUAGAAUAA
This is a messenger RNA of Ogataea philodendri, 3201 nucleotides long. RefSeq lists its product as uncharacterized. The coding region runs from base 1 to 3201 and encodes 1066 amino acids. The record is from RefSeq and is a predicted model, not a curated record. Gene Ontology annotation, molecular function: zinc ion binding; protein binding. The transcript has 7 exons. NCBI's taxonomy places the organism in Eukaryota, Fungi, Ascomycota, Pichiomycetes, Pichiales, Pichiaceae.